This is a messenger RNA of Brenthis ino (lesser marbled fritillary), 1680 nucleotides long. NCBI's taxonomy places the organism in Eukaryota, Metazoa, Arthropoda, Insecta, Lepidoptera, Nymphalidae. The record is from the annotation of a GenBank genome assembly.
AUGUGGUUAUUAUUGUUUUUGUGUGUAUUACCUGCGCACGCGCAAGACCAACCUAGAGUAAAUAUUACACAAGGAACCAUUAUAGGAUCUAAAGCCACAGACGGUGAUUAUUUAACGUUCUACGGAAUACACUAUGGCGGAUCCACUGCCGGCGAGAACAGAUUCAAGGCUCCAACAGAGCCUCCUAAAUAUCCUGGAGACUUCGUUGCUAUAAAUAGUGAAGUGAUUUGCGCCCAACCAUCAACCAGAGGAAUAAUCGGCACAGAAGACUGUUUGGUACUUAACAUCUUCACAAAAAAUAUAACCACUCCUAAACCUGUGUUUGUAUGGCUCGAAAGCGAAGCAUAUGAAACUACAACUAAUAUGUUACAUAGUUACAAAACUUUAAUACAAGAGGGUUUACUUGUUGUGACCAUUAACUACCGUCUGUCCAUUUUUGGUUUUCUUUGUCUUGGUGUUCCUGAAGCACCUGGUAAUGCAGGAUUAAAAGAUGUUAUACAAGGCCUGCAAUGGAUUAAAGAAAAUAUAGCAGCUUUUGGUGGAGAUCCUAAUAACGUAAUGCUUGCCGGUCAUGGAUCCGGAGCCGCUAUGGUGGAUUUAAUUACCUUGUCACCAUUGUCCAAAAAUUUAAUUCACAAAGCCUUAGUUCUCAGUGGAUCUGGUUUGGCUUCUUGGGCGGUAUCUUAUGACCCUAUAGGCUAUGCACAAAAAGUCGGCGGGAAAAUGGGAUACACGAAUAAAUCUCCAAGUGAAUUGGCAAAAUUGCUUUCCACUACCGAUUUAGGAGUACUUAAUGGUGUCCUAACGGAUUUCGAAUUUUACAAUAACACACCUCUUUUUGCCCCUUGUGUUGAAAAUAUCAAGUUAAAUGGAUCGUUUCUUCAUGAUGCCCCAAUUAAUAUAUUAAGAUCUAAAAACUACAAUGACAUUCCAUACGUUGCUGGGUAUACAGACAGGGAAGGAACAAUGCGAGCUGAACAAGUAGUGGCUAGAAAUUGGCUAACAGAAAUGCAAAACAAGUUUGAAAACUUUAUACCUGUGGAUUUAAAUUUUGAGAACAGCGAGGUAAAAACAAAUGUGAGCAAUCUUAUUAGAAAAUUCUAUUUUGCUGAGAGAUUUAUUAAUAUGGAAACUAUUGAAGAUUUCUUGGACUAUCAAGGAGAUACUUUAGUAUUUAUACCUAUUACAAGAGGAGUGCUUGCACGUGCGCUAACUUCAAAUGCAAGUGUAAGAAUAUUUGAAUUCGCUUUUCGAAAUGCCCAGAAUACUGAUUGGUUAUAUCCACAAAUCCCUGUAAAUGGAGCGAAGCAUGGCAGCAUUCGGGACUAUUUGUUCAAUUCCAAUCCCAGUAUUCAUGAUCACAGCGCAGUUACUGCUGUCAUAGGACACAUUGUUGCAUUCGCUCAGACAGGGUCUCCAGACCCGAAUAAUUUGAUACAAUGGUUACCAGUACAAAAUACGUUGGGUACACUUUAUAUAAGUGGUGGAGGGGUUUCCCCAAAUGUCACUGCCUUCAAGGAAGAAUUUUAUGCGCGCAGCAAUGAAAGAGUUGAUUUUUGGGAUAAAAUCAUACAAGAACGGUAUCAGCCCCCAAAACCCGUGUCAUCUGCUCGGAGUUUGGUCAGCUUUGGACUUAUCGUUUUAUUAACUCAAACGCUACUAAAGCUUCUUUCAAUGAGU